This is a messenger RNA of Tricharina praecox, 4032 nucleotides long. RefSeq lists its product as uncharacterized. Gene Ontology annotation, molecular function: protein binding. The transcript is spliced from 8 exons. NCBI's taxonomy places the organism in Eukaryota, Fungi, Ascomycota, Pezizomycetes, Pezizales, Pyronemataceae. The record is from RefSeq and is a predicted model, not a curated record. The coding region runs from base 1 to 4032 and encodes 1343 amino acids.
AUGAAGGCCUUACGGUUGUGUGGAAUCCUGGCGAUUCCGCAGAAUUCGAGUGCUCUAAUAUUCGUACACGACUUUGGCGACGGCGUACGACGCACAUGGGCGACUCAGAACUUCUUCUGGCCUGAGGAGGUGCUUCCGAAGGAGGUUUCGAAUGCGAGAGUCAUCAUGUACGGAUAUCCUACGAAACGGUCAUUGAGCGCCCUCCCGCAGCAGGGAACGGAUCUGCUGCUGGCUAUCAUGGAGGAGAGGAAGAAGAGCAAGAUUAAGGGCAGGCCGGUGGUCUUCAUCUGUCAUGGAUUGGGCGGGUUAAUAUGCAAGAAUGCCAUCAUCGCGUCGGGAACCUCUAAGAAUGCCCAGCGCUUCCUAGCGAAUUCCACCCGCGGCAUCGUCUUCCUAGGAACUCCUCACAGAGGCAGUAAGGCGUCCUUACAGGCCAAAAUCUCUCGGAUCGUGAGGCACUUUUCGGCAGAGCAACGCGGCUCGAUAUCACUGCCGAACGGGCGUUCCGGUCUUUGGGAUCAGCUCAAUACUUUCCCGCAUAUGAUGGAUAAGUUCCACAUUGAGGUUGAGUGUUUCUACGAAGCUUCGGCAUCACAGGUCGUCGAGGAGGCUGCUGCCACCAUGGGAAGAGGGGAGCGGACUCAUGCUUUGAACGCCACCCACGUUGAAAUGUGCCGGUUCGAGAAGUCAACAGACCCGGGUCUCCUAUGCAUCGUUUCCUGCAUCAAGAGAUUCUGCACACUUCCGCAAGAUGUGACAAAGCCUGACGAGAAAUACACGAUUCCAGCAAAGUCUCCGUUCUCGCGGAACGUUAACUUCUGCGGUCGGGAAGAAAUGCUGGAGGUGAUUCGGAAACGGCUCUGGCCCAACAGCCUCACGGACGACAGCUCAGGCCCUCUCAACCGCAACUCGAUCAGCUUGGUUGGGUCCCCAGGCGCAGGGAAGUCGCAGAUUUUAUUAGAGUACAUGUACAGAUACCACACGCAUCAACAGAAAUACUCCUCCGUCUUCUGGCUCAACGCUGGCAGCGCCUCGCAAUUACAGGCGAGCUCAUACGACGCUGUAAUCAGCAUCAUCGGGCACUACGACAAGAUAUGGAAAACUGCGCCGGACCGUGAUCAACGUAUCGCCCACUCACUGAAGAUCUUUGAGCCACCAAUCAUGACCCGUGCUGCAUUGGUGGAGGCUACCAAUCGCUUGUCCAGCGUGCAGCUCCUACGGAACUGGCUAUCGCACGAAUCCAAUAACCGAUGGCUGCUCAUGGUCGAUAACUACGAUCCUGACUCGUUCGAGCUGGAGAUUGUGAUCCCGGUGUCAGAAACGGGUCAUAUACUCCUGUCCACGAAUAAGCCGUAUGCCUGCCCCGGCUCGCUCUUGGUCACGGUCACCGAUAGCAUCGGUGAAGCCCAAAGCGUGGACCUGUUGAUCACAAGCUCCGGCAAAGAUCCUGGGACCGUGUCUCGAAAUGAUAUGUCAUGGGCUAGUAACAUCGUCAAGCUGAUCGGACAGCUCCCUCUCGCGCUGGAACAAGUCGGGGCAUACAUCGCAGUUACUAAAACUUCCCUGCAGAAGUACCACAAGCUGCUGAAGACGGAGCUCGACUACUCCUCCGAUGAGACUGGUGACAAGCACAAGCUUAAUACCAUCUGGGGGAUUACCUGGAGUAAACUCGAUGUCAAGGCGAAACAUCUGCUGGAGUUGUGUUCGUUGAUUGCCCAUGAGGAUAUUCCCAUCAAGCUGCUCAAGGGAGGGAAGGAGGAUGUCAGCUGGAUGAAAGACGACCAGACGAUAUUGGAGGCGGUGGGCAGCCUGCUCGCGUUCUCCUUCAUCACCAGCAAACCCGAUGACACCAGUUUCUCAAUCCAGCCGCUAUUCCACCUAUGGGUGCGCCGGCGUCUCGAAAGGGACCCGUACGCCAUGGUUGAGGCAAAGAAGCUCGUCACAUGCAUGGUAUCCGCGAGCUUCAACUUCGAAGAAGGCCUUUCCUCGUCAGCGGAAUACACAUACGAGCACCUGAUCCUGCCGCACAUCGAGCUCACCACGGAAAUCUUCGAGAUCCAAUGCAACGGCUAUGGCGAAUUCCUGGAUCAGCGGACGCGCAAGGUUGCGUACAGUCUGGCGAGAGCCUACGAACGUCUUGCAAACCCGCGGAAGGCCGCGGCGCUAUACCAGAGAGCGCUGAAAUGGAAGGAGAAGAAUACGUGUGUCACACAGGACUUCAAGAUCAUGGAUGCCUACGCGCAGAAUCUGCAGUCGCAAGGCGAGCUCGACGAAGCACUGACGUGGUAUAAGCAGGCGCUGGAAGGAAUGGAGCGCGCGCUGGGCGCAGAUAAUGUCCUGACCAUUUCCAUCGUCCAGCAUAUCGCGAUUCUGCACACCAGCCGCGGACAGUUCGAUAUGGCGGUGGUGGAGUAUCAGCGGGUACUGGCUGCGCAGGAGAAGAAGCGCGCGAAGGGACAUCCAAUCACACUCGAGACGCAGCAGCGUCUAGCACUCGUCUACCUCAGCCAGGGGAAUUAUGCGGCCACGCUCGAGCUGCUGCAGAAAGUUCAGGGCGAAAGGGAGAAGAAUAUGACUAUCGGACCUAAUCAUUCGUCGACGCUGGAGACACUGGGACAUGUUGCCAGUGUGCUCGAGAAGCAGGGACGACACUCCGAGUCGCUGGAUGCACACCAGCUGCUGCUGGAUAGGAAGAUGGCGUCGCUCGGCGAACAUCACCACUCUACACUUGAGACGCUGGAUGGAAUGGCAGAGCUAUACACACGACUGGGACGGUACAUUGAAGCGUUGAGCUGUCAUGAAAAGGUGCUGGAUGGUCUGAUGAAGCUGUUUGGAACCACCGAGCAUCCGUGGACAUUUGGGACUGUCUCGAAGAUGGGCGAUAUAUACCUGCGGCUGGGACAGUACGUGGAUGCUGAAAAGGAGUAUCGCAAGGCGUAUGCGGGAUUCAGAGCGCUGGGUGUGGAUGUUCGCGAGUUUGAGACGGCGACGAGUCUUGGGAAGGUACUGUGUCUCCGUGGACAGUAUGCGGAAGCAUUGGACUGGAGCCGACUUGCGGAAGGCGGACUCGAGGAGAAGCAGGGGAAGGAUGGAAUCUCCACUCUCGUCGCGAAGUCCUGCACCGCGAAUAUCCUGCAAUCCCAGGGAAACUAUUCUCAGGCGCUCGCGCUGUACCAGCAGGUACUCUCUGGCUACACUACGCAAUCCGGCGCCCAGCACCCGCUCACCCUCGCCACGACGUCUUCCAUCGCCGACGUUCUCACCAAACAAGGCCACUUCUCAAAAGCCCUGCAGCACAUCAACACGCUCGAGCCCCUCCAGGAAAAACUUCUCGGCGACACGCACCCAGACGUCCUUUCGACGCUCACUACGCACGGCCUCCUCAGCGGCGAGACCGGCAACUACGAGCGAUCACUCACCUUCCACCAGCGCGUCUUCAAUACACUUACCAGCAGCCUCGGCAAGUCGCACCCGCAAACCCUCGUGGCCUCGUACCACCUCGCCGUAGCCCACGAGAACAAAGCGGCGAUGCCCGCAGCCUCAGCCGGCUACAACACGGUGAUCUCCGGGCUCCCCGCCGACCACCCCUACGUCCUGCUGGCAACCGUCGGAAUGGGCAACAUCCACCGGAUCUCUGAGCGCUACGAGCAAGCGCACAGUCUGUACACGACGGCGCUCGCGCGCCUCAAGGAGAAGCUCGGCGACAGCCACCCAGAAACGAUCAAGUGCGCGUGCUACCUCGCCGCUACCGCGGUGAAAUUGAAGCGCCUGCCGGAGGCGGAGGCGCUUGCGGCCGAGGCCGUCAAGGCCGCCGAGGAUACGCUGGGCUCUGAGCACCCCAUCUCGCUCAUGGGUGUGCAUACCCUGGCGAAGGUCCAUGCCAAGAGGAAGAGGUAUAAGGAGGCCGCGGCGGGGUUCCAGAAGGCGCGAAAGGCGAGGGAGAAGAGUCUGGGCAAGGGACACAAGGAAACGCUGUUGAGCGUUAGGGAGGAGAAGAAGAUGAAGAGGAGGAGUUGGGGGUGGAUAUUCUAG